Molecule: messenger RNA, 1280 nt
Organism: Symbiodinium sp. CCMP2456
Lineage: Eukaryota; Dinophyceae; Suessiales; Symbiodiniaceae
Source: the annotation of a GenBank genome assembly
AUGCCUGAAUAUCGCCAGAAAGCCAAUGCCAACAGCAAACGCGUGCAUGCCAAUCAAACAUGUCUUCCUAGAGCAGUCCCUCGCCACGAGCGGAAAAAUUUGACGUCCCACGGCACCAGCUACCCCUUGGGUAUCUGGAACGGACAAGCAAAGUGGCAGACGGCCACGCCGACGGCUGUUUUCCAGAUUUUGGUAGAAGAGUUGCUUGGCUAUAACGUCCACGUAGAGGUGUCCAAUUCGGGCGUGGCCCAGCACGUUCUCUAUGCGCUGGCCGGCUGUGCAGAACCCACGGCAGAUAACGACGAUGAGAGAGGCUGCAAUGGGCAGAGGACUGCAUUUCAUGCAGCUGCUGGGGUGUACCUUACCAAUGAGGUUGAGCAGCAUUGGCAGCAGGUGCAGCGGAUGAGGAUGGGAGGUAUGCUGGAAGACUUAUCUAGCCUGGGAUUUCCAUCCUACUCUGGGAUAUAUGUGGAUGGGCGCACGCAGGACUUAGCCGAGGAUCACGAGCGUUUGUUCUUGGACGACUACAGGAGCUACGACUCAAAGUAUCAGAAUCCGAAGCACUGGUUCGCGAGUAUUCACGACAUCAACACCUCGUCUCUCAUACCGUGCAAGCGCUGGAAAGGUACAUUACCCCUUGGGCUUGAAACUUUCCUACGGAACUUCGAUACUCUGGAAGUCGAUCUGGCUCUGGAUUUCACAGGGCAAGAGAUCGUGCCAUAUUGCCCCGAUGGUUACUGGUGGCUGUCGAACGCGUGCAGAAACAAUCCGACGGACUGUAUUCCUUGCGUCACCGGCAGCUCCCUGAACUACGUGUACGAUGCUGACGAGGUCAUGAUCAAGGCGACUACGUGGAACAUGUCUCUGGCACUGGCCACAGUCGACGGGCACUCUGCAGGGACCGACUUCGAGAAGCUGGUUACAGAACACAGGAUUCUUUUCUACUUCUGGGAGCCCGACUUGACCUUCAGAACCAAGAGAGCCGAGCUGAUCGCCUUUCCGGAGUUCAAUGAGCAGCAGUGGAAUCUGGGCAACAAGGCAACGAUGGCUCAAGCCCUGGAUUUGCGCAUCGUGUCUCACUGGAAUCUCGAAACUCUCGCACCGGACGUCCGCGACUUGAUGAUCAACAUGGAUGUGUCGACGGUAGAGGCGCUGAGGAUGAUGUAUGCGAGUGCGGAGGCUGUGCAGAGGAUGCGGGCCGCUCUUGGCCGAGAGCUUGAACUGCAGGAGUGGUGGCAAGGUGGAUGGAUGGGAGCUUGCGAGUGGCUGCUGGAGAAGAG